Messenger RNA from Daphnia magna, 391 nucleotides. RefSeq names its product ribosomal biogenesis factor-like. Gene Ontology annotation, cellular component: nucleolus. The transcript has 3 exons. The record is from RefSeq and is a predicted model, not a curated record. Gene Ontology annotation, biological process: ribosome biogenesis. The coding region runs from base 16 to 312 and encodes 98 amino acids. NCBI's taxonomy places the organism in Eukaryota, Metazoa, Arthropoda, Branchiopoda, Diplostraca, Daphniidae.
GCCUGCAUUUUAAACAUGCAAUGCAUGGGGAAAAAUAAAGGAGGUAAAAACAAACAAAAUCCAAUUUUCCGAGUUGCGGGUGGUAAAGCGGCGAAAGCUAAAGCAAAAUUUAAAGCUCAACCUGUUAACACAAAUUUGAAAAAGCUGAAUGCGAACAUGCGAAAAAAAAUUGAGAACCUGGACAGUAGUUUGGGCGAAGUUCGAGAAAAUCUAACAGCUCUUCCAAAAAAAAAGGAAAUCAUUGUUAACGAAGCCAUGCCACUUCCUCCUGCCGAUAUCAACAAGGCUAUCGACAGCAUUGCUAGCUUAUGAAACUAUAAUAUGAUGGAAUACUUCUAACCUUGUUUCUCAAAUGCGACGAUCGUCAAUACAAGUUUUCGAUGACCAAUAA